AUGGCAACGUCUUUGGAUAUGUCGCUUGAUGAUCUGAUAAAGAGCAGAAGUAGUAGCGAGAGGGGGAGAGGCCGAGGCCGAGGUCGGGCCCGCCGAGGGCGAGGCCCAGGUGGGAAUUUUGGCCGUGGAAGAACGGGAGGGAACCGUGGAGGGGCUUUAAGGGUGAAUACACGGCCAUCAUCUUACACAAUUGCUAAGUCUUUCAGCAGAACCAAGGAUUUUACAUGGCAACAUGAUUUGUUUCAAGAUAGCCUGAUGGCUGCAGGGAUAUCUGGGAUUGAAUCUGGAACAAAGUUAUAUGUCUCAAACUUGGACUACGGUGUUAGCAAUGAAGAUAUAAAGGAACUUUUCUCUGAGAUUGGAGAGCUUAAGCGGUAUGCAAUCCAUUACGACAGGAAUGGGCGGUCAACUGGUACAGCUGAAGUGGUGUAUGUUAGAAGAAGUGAUGCAUUAGCGGCUGUUAUGAGAUAUAAUAGCGUUGUACUUGAUGGGAAGCCGAUGAAGAUUGAAAUUAUUGGCACCAAUUUGGAAUUGCCUGUUUCAGCUAGGGUGAAUGUUAUUGGAGCAGCAAAUGGAAGAGGAAGGAGAACGGUUUUUAUGACGCCUGAAGUUGGUCUAGGUGGAGGAUCUGCUCCAGUCAAUCGUGGUUCUGGUAGGUGGGGUCGUGGAGUUUCUUGGCGUGGCCGUGGUGGUAGCCGUGGUCGUGGACGUGGUCGUGGUGGCCGCGGUCGAGGACGUGGCCGUGGGAGGAAACAACCUGUUGAGAAGUCAGCUGAUGAAUUGGAUAAAGAAUUGGAGAACUAUCAUACUGAAUCAAUGCAAACAUCGUAGUUCUUUUUAGAUUGGUGAACUGGAAACAUUACCUGAUAGUUAAUAGAUUAGGAGAGUGGAGCUGUAUACAGAUUGGCAUAGGGGCCUUACUGCAGUAGUAAUUUUUUGGGGUUGUAUUUUGUUCAUAUGCUUUCCUCCUGGUUAGAUUGAUGCAUUAACUUAUUAGAUUUGAUAGUUUUCUCGAUGCAGACAUUGCGGAUGGUGUAUGAUCCUUAAAAACUUUUAAUGGUUUUAAAAUUUGUGUAUAUGGGUUCUUUUGGUC
Telopea speciosissima is the source of this 1093-nucleotide messenger RNA. RefSeq names its product THO complex subunit 4D-like. Gene Ontology annotation, cellular component: nucleus. The record is from RefSeq and is a predicted model, not a curated record. Gene Ontology annotation, biological process: mRNA export from nucleus. Lineage: Eukaryota; Viridiplantae; Streptophyta; Magnoliopsida; Proteales; Proteaceae. Gene Ontology annotation, molecular function: mRNA binding. The transcript has 6 exons. The coding region runs from base 1 to 831 and encodes 276 amino acids.